Ipomoea nil (Japanese morning glory) is the source of this 880-nucleotide messenger RNA. RefSeq names its product PLAT domain-containing protein 3-like. The transcript is spliced from 2 exons. Bases 218 to 733 code for a protein of 171 amino acids. NCBI's taxonomy places the organism in Eukaryota, Viridiplantae, Streptophyta, Magnoliopsida, Solanales, Convolvulaceae. The record is from RefSeq and is a predicted model, not a curated record. Gene Ontology annotation, molecular function: protein binding.
AGUCCAAAGGAGCAACAAUCAAACCGACCAACAAGCCAAAAAAUGAGGAACAAGGUAGACACGCGCGAACGAGAGCUAAGGUUGCAUGCAUUCGCCAUUUUUCUGGAAUCAAAAAACAGGACAUUCAUCUCUGAUCUAUAUAUAGUUUUGUAAAAUCGUGUCUACGAAUCGAACCCUUACCAAACUACUGCUGUCCCAAAAUUAAAACUGGCCGGAAAUGACAGCGACGAGUCGCCACUUCCUCCUAGUCAUUGCUUUCAGUUUCAUCUUCUCCGCGGCAGACUCCUCUGAUGAGUGUGUGUACAGCCUGUACAUCCAGACGGGCGCGUUUGUGACCGCCGGAACGGACUCGAAAAUCAGCGUGGAGAUGGGGGACAAGCCCGGAAAUAGAGUGUGGGUCCCGGAGCUCCGGGACUGGGGAUUGAUGAACCGAGAUCACGAUUACUUUGAAGGUGGGAAGCUGGACAUUUUCUCGGUGAGUGGUGCGUGUCUCCAGCAGCCGCUUUGCAGGCUGAACGUCACCUCCGACGGCUCCGGCCACUACCCCGGCUGGUUCUGUGAGUUUAUUGAGGUGACGUCGACGGGGCCGCAUCAGGGGUGUAGCCAGUCCAUCUUCCAUGUCAACCGCUGGCUCAGCGGCGAUGACUUGACGGUGGUUUUUGAUGUGUGUGAGUGGGUGCUCAAGCCUGGCCGCCCUCUUGUUGUGCGGAAACCCACUGUGCCUUCUCAGUGAAUUUGGUUGUUUUAUUCAUUAAUUUGGAUUCUGCAUGUAAAUCUUCCCCUGGCCUCUUAUUGAUGAAAAAUAAGUUAUUGCUUAACUACCAUACAACCGACUUCUAUUUAUUUUACCAAGGAAUCCAUUUCAUGUUGCGGUGCUCAA